Messenger RNA from Patella vulgata (common limpet), 1556 nucleotides. RefSeq names its product importin-5. Gene Ontology annotation, biological process: protein import into nucleus. Bases 18 to 1556 code for a protein of 512 amino acids. Gene Ontology annotation, cellular component: cytoplasm; nucleus. NCBI's taxonomy places the organism in Eukaryota, Metazoa, Mollusca, Gastropoda, Patellidae. The transcript is spliced from 12 exons. The record is from RefSeq and is a predicted model, not a curated record. Gene Ontology annotation, molecular function: nuclear import signal receptor activity.
UGAAGGUCCUUUCAUGCAUGUCAUCGCUAAAAAUGGCGGACGAUCAAGCCCAGUUCGAGCUGUUAUUGGUGAAUCUUAUGAGUUCUGAUAACGACACACGUGUCAAAUCAGAGGAAGUUUAUAAUGCUAUAGACAAUAUUAAGAAAUUGGAAUUAUUACUACGUAGUUUGAGAAAUGGCAGCACCAGUUUGGAGAAUCGCAGCAUGUCCUGCAUUCUGUUACGCAGACUCUUCUGUAAUGAAUUUACAGAAGUAUGGCCGACCCUUGAACCAGACAUACAGAACAGCAUCAAAGCACAGUUGAUGAUGGCAAUAAGAGAGGAGUUAAGUCCCCCUGUUCGGAAAAAAAUUUGUGAAGUUGUAGCAGAACUGGCUAGAAAUCUGAUAGGUGAAGAAAAUGACAUGAUGUGGCCUGAAGUUUUAAAGUUUAUGUUUGAAUGUGCUAGUUCACCUGAACCAGGUCUACGGGAGUCGGCACUUACCAUCUUUAGUUCUGUACCAACUAUAUUUGGUAAUCAACAAGCUCAUUAUCUAGAUGUUAUUAAACAAAUGUUAUUACAAUGUUUACAAGAUCGUGCUCAUCCAAUGGUUUGUUUUAUGGCGGUGAAGUGUUUAUCAGCAUUUGUUAUAGCUAAUGAUAAAGAUCAGACAAUUUUAAAUCAUUAUAAAGACUUGGUUCCUGCCAUGAUGGACGCCAUGGUUGAUAGUGUUAGUGCACAAGAUGAUGAUGACCUCUUAAAGUGCCUGAUAGAACUGGCAGAAAGUACUCCCAAAUUCCUUCGACCACAGAUGGAAAAUAUUAUCCCCUUUUGUUUGAAGGUUUUAUCUGAUGCUAAUCUUGGAGAUCAAUGGAGACAGUUGGCUAUGGAAGCCAUUGUUACCUUAUCCGAGACAGCACCAGCUAUGGUCAGAAAGUUUGGAAAAUUUAUUCCAUUGCUUGUUCCUCAGAUUUUAGCGUUAAUGGUGGAUCUAGAGGAAGAAGAUGACUGGGCUGUUCAAGAUGAUCAAGAUGACGAAGAUAAUGACAGUAAUUCUGUAGCUGCUGAAAGUGCUUUAGAUCGAUUGGCCUGUGCUUUAGGUGGUAAAACUAUGUUACCACAUAUCUUAGCUAACAUUCCACAGAUGUUGGCCAGUGAUGAUUGGCGAUAUAGACAUGCCGCUCUGAUGGCGAUAUCAGCAUGUGGUGAGGGUUGUCACACUCAUAUGGAACAGAUGUUACAGAAUAUAACAGAUGGCAUUCUACCAUUCUUUAAGGAUCCUCACCCGCGAGUACGUUUUGCGACCUGUAACGCAGUUGGCCAGAUGUGUACAGAUUUCGGACCAACAUUUCAAAAGAAAUUUCAUGAAAAGCUUGUUGCAGAGCUUCUACAUAUUAUGGAUGAUGAUGCUAAUCCCCGUGUGCAGGCGCACGGUGCAGCUGCCUUGGUGAACUUCAGUGAAGAUUGUCCAAAGAAUAUUUUAGUCCAGUAUCUUGAUCCGAUUGUACAGAAAUUAGAACAAGUUUUAUCCAGGAAGUUUAAAGAGUUAUUAGAGAAAGUGUUGAUAUUGAUAUAUUAG